This is a messenger RNA of Radiomyces spectabilis, 1386 nucleotides long. RefSeq lists its product as uncharacterized. The transcript has 2 exons. Bases 1 to 1386 code for a protein of 461 amino acids. Gene Ontology annotation, molecular function: protein binding; ubiquitin protein ligase activity. The record is from RefSeq and is a predicted model, not a curated record. Gene Ontology annotation, biological process: mitotic spindle assembly checkpoint signaling; protein ubiquitination; negative regulation of septation initiation signaling. NCBI's taxonomy places the organism in Eukaryota, Fungi, Mucoromycota, Mucoromycetes, Mucorales, Radiomycetaceae. Gene Ontology annotation, cellular component: cytosol; mitotic spindle pole body; ubiquitin ligase complex.
AUGCCAACACGACGUCUUCGUAGCCUGAGCAUCAAUUUACCAAACCCCAACUCGCCCACAUUACUAAGUCGCAGUUUUGCGAGCCUUAGACGACGCCGCGGGUCUUCCACUUAUCCUUCCACGCCCAACGCGAACGACCCAACGACGAACGAUCCCAACGUCGACGAUCCAAACGCCUUGACCAAUGUUCCCACCACGCACACCACAGACUCUGCUGCAGACGUCAACAGCACAACGUCAGUUCCAGAAGUGAGUCAACGCAUCCGUCUUGUGCCAAGCGUCGGCCUUUCGUCAAGGACCUUUGUUUUCGAUGUCGUUGACCGGGUGCUUCAUCCCGGCUCGGUACUCAAGAUAGGGCGAUACAGUGAAAGAAAUACGCUCGACAAUCGAUUAUCUUUCAAGAGCAAAGUUGUCAGUCGCAAUCAUGCAGAGAUGUGGAUCGAAGGAGAAAAGGUACUUAUCAAAGACAUUGGCUCCUCCAGCGGCACGUUUGUGAACCGUGUACGGCUGGGUCCAGCCAAUGUGAUGAGCUUACCGCACGUCGUAAAAGACGGUGAUAUUAUCCAACUCGGCGUGGACUAUCAGGGAGGGCUGGAACCCAUGUACCGAGCGGUGCGUAUCAAGGUCGAGCUUAAUCGAGAGGAGCAAACGCAAACCAACCACUUCAGUCGUGCAGCAUUUCAACAAUUGCGCCAUCAUUUGUUGACCGCGGUGGCGCCCCCCACCACGCAUCAGCAACACAUGGCAUCUUCCUUGGAAGCUCCAUCGACAUCCAUUCCGCACUUGGACGACCAUGCAAAAAAGCCCAUCAGCAUACAAAAAGGGGAACCCAUCAACAAUGCUACACUGGCCGUUCCCACCAAAAAAAUUACGACAGAACUGGCUCGACAUGGGUCACCCAUCACUGAGGCAGAUAUACAAGAAUGCUGCAUAUGCCUUUACGCCAUUGCACCUUUUCAAGCACUUUUUAUCGCUCCGUGUUCCCAUAUUUUUCACUUCAAAUGCCUGCGACCCAUUCUCUUUCAAAAUUAUCCCGGGUUCUCGUGCCCUUUGUGUCGCGGUUAUGCGGAUCUUGAAGAGUCGGUGGCGGUCGAAAUCCACGAUGUCAUUCAAGCCUUGGGAAUAUCAGAAAAAACCGAUACAUCAGAAUCAGCGUCUGGACGGCUUCCAUCCAUCAUCACGGCGCCCACAGAAGCAAUUGAUAUGGUCGCGGAUGGAGCUCAUUCGAGAACUUCGUACAGUUCAGUCUCCGACGAAUCGCAACCUUCAUCCUCCCGUUUGCAUGUAGCUCCCAAUGAAACUAUCUUCUCUUCGACCCUAGUGGAGACCCCCAUGCUGGAAGAGAUACCCCGAGAUCUCCAAAGACAAUCAUCAGAAUCAUCAUAG